UCGAGUAUUUCCGGCGGCCACCGGAUGUUGCCAAGGAAUAUUGAGACGCUUGUUGAGAUCAGCCCAUAAUCGGUAAGGUGGAGGUUAAUGAAGACGCUCGUUACGAUUUAACUGCAUUUCACGAUAUCGGCUGGAAAAACAACGUGAAGCCCCGACAUAUGUGUUCUUGCUGGGCCAUACCACGCAGUGGACCAUGAUGGAUCGAAGAAGAGCUUUGACUAUUCCAUUUAGUGUUGAAAAGGAUAACUUGAUGGAAAGCCCACUAAAAAUAUCCAAGAUCUGUCUUUCAUCGCAGUGUGGGACGUUAGACAGACAGGUUUCCUGGACAGCAUUUGCAGGAAGUAAACUUAGACAUCAUGAUUCAGAGCAUAAAAAUGGAUCCAGGCUGUUGGAUCACAACACUGCAACUAUGGUGACUCUACAAAUGGCCACGAGGAAACCCUGUCUCGUCCUGACAGAUGUCUUAAAGACAGAUCUGGGCAAGACUUAUAUGGAAAAAAUUAAACCGAGUCAUACCCCAGGAAAUGGAGGACAAAUGUCAAGUACGUCCAAGGAGAGAGAUCGGUGUAAAGAAGAUCCUGGGGUCUGCAGAGAACUGAGGACCAUUCACGGAGAGGCCAAACAUGACAAGAGAAAUGGCAUAUGCUGUAAACGCAACCAGACGCCCAACUCCCCCUCUCAAAGGUCAAGACCCAGGAGAAGGUCCCAGAGUAUUGAUAACAAAGAGGACAGAGACAAAAACAAAGACGUCAAGGAGAGGAUGAUCGACAACAGCAACGGAGAAAGCUACAAAUACGCUGAAGUCGUAGAUUGUGGGUUGUCGGUGAGCUGGGAGCCUGCUGAGAACAUGAGAGAUUGUUCUGAGUUUUCCCCAAAGAUCAAGGAGAAGUGGACUGAACCGGAAAAAGAAGUUCAGCAAAGUGUGAAGAGAAAACUGAACGAUUCAGUGUCCCUGCACAAUGGCACAGUGAGACCUAAACGGCCCCGUGAGAGCGUGCUUCGUCUGACCGGAGAAGAUGGAAGAGACAGAGUACCUGCCCGACCUGAAGUUUGUGUUGCAGAAAGUGAAGAAGAUGGAGAUUCUGAGAACGUGGACCGUACCAUUGUACAGUUCACUGUGGGAGGGGAUGAUGGAAGAGAAGUUCUGGUCCCGAUCAUCACCCCUUAUUUGGACGCCAUCAACACCCAAAGAGAUCGAGAGUCCAGCCAGGACAGCACAACCAAAACAAGCAGCCCUUCAGACCUAAUUGUGCUGUCCAGUGAUGAUGAGGAGAGCGACAAUGUUCCUCCGCACCACAGACCACCGGUCACACUGGUCCCUAUGGAAGAUACAGUUAAACAGAAGGCUGUGAUCAGACAAGAUGAUUGUGUCUUACAGGACAUGCAGGUGCUGCGUGUAAUUGACGACGAGCUUCCUGUUUCGGUGGCACGUUGUCCCAUCGACCACUCCUGCAUGAGCAUAGCCUUCUCCACCCUACACUGUGGCGGCUACCGAGGGAAAGCAAAUGGCAACUUCAUGAUGGCAGACCAUGGAAUCAUCAUCCCUCUGAAAGACCCUAAUGAACAGGUGGAGCUGAUGUUAACGUUUGAGCGCAAAGCUCUGAGGAGGUACAGUGUCUGGGAGGAGCAGGAGAUGGAGAUGCGUGAGCUUCACUUUAACGGUGACGAGAAUCCCCUCCCUGCUGCCGUCCUCGUGCUUUGUGUGUCAGACACCGCUGCAGCUGAGAUGCAGCCCACCCUCAGCAAGCUGUCCGUCAAACAGGAUGGAAACACUAACACUGGCACAGCCAGCCCCUUCAUCCUGCUGACUCUGAGACACCCUCUAGAAGGAAUGGAGGGCGCUUUGCUACGCUCCCUCCUGGACAUCGACUGUUUGAACAGUCUGACACAUAAACAUUCUCUGGGAUCCCUCGGCUCAGACAGAUUCACUGUUUGGGAAGAGAUCCAGACUCCUGUCCUUUGUCUUGAUGAAAGCAUUGAACUGAUCAGAAAAAUUGGACUCGACUCACACCUGCUGUGUCUGCUGGGCCUCGAGAGCCCCGACCCUGAACUUGACGCACACAGUUCACACUCUGACAGAGAGGAAAACAACAUGCUGCAGAUCUGUCCGGAGGUUGAGCUGCAAAAAGAGACGCCCCCGGAGCCGGAGAGGACAUCAGAGGAAGACAGAGGGACAGAAGCCAAACCUGAGGAGGAUCAGAAAGAAGAGGAUGAACGUCCGUCUGAGAAGAAAAAGGAGGGACCCACCCCUGUAUACACACUGUGCCAUCGUCGCAGCAAAGGAUCGUACACCGUGUCCCACUGUAAACCAGACUCCAGCUGGAUUAAAUAUAAACACAGGGGUCUCCCCAGCAGGUUAAUCCAGUUUCCUCCUCCUCCACUAAAAGGAGGAAUAACUGUUACAAUGGAAGACCUGCAGUGCUUGGACAGCGGGCAGUUCCUCAACGAUGUCAUCAUCGAUUUUUACCUCAAAUACCUCCUCCAUAAUGCCUCCGCUGCUGUGGCUGAGCGCUCCCACAUCUUCAGCAGCUUCUUCUUCAAGCAGCUGACGCGGAGGGACAACGCCAGCGAAGGCGCCACCAGUGACACCUGUCAGAGGCAGAGGCGGCACCAGCGGGUGAAGACGUGGACACGCCAUGUGGACAUCUUCAAAAAGGACUUCCUGUUUGUCCCUGUCAAUCAAGAGGCUCAUUGGUAUUUAGUCGUCAUUUGCUUUCAUGGGCUGAAUGAGCCUAAAUUCGAGGCCUGGCCUGGUCCAGACUCAGAGAAAAGCCAUGAGGAGACAGAAAAGCUGCAGGAACAGGACGAGGUUCAGAGAUCGAAACGUCCAAAUGACACAGAGACCCCACCUCAGGAAAACCCCAGUGACAACGUGGCACCUGAGACAGAAAACUCUAAAGAGCAGCUUGCCAAGGACCCACCACCUGGUCCAGUGAGGUGCACGGAGAAAACUUUCCAGAAAAGGGUCGUUUGCAAGAGGCCGUGCAUCCUCGUCAUGGAUUCCCUCAAACUUUCUCUUCACGAGCGAGUCUACAAACUCUUACGGGAGUACUUGCAGUCAGAGUGGGAGGUCCGUCGUGGCUCAUCGAGGGAAUUUAGCCCUGAUCACAUGAAAAGUUCACACUGUCAAGUUCCCCGUCAAGACAACAGCAGUGACUGUGGCCUUUACCUGCUGCAAUAUGUCGAGAGCUUCUUGAAGGACCCGGUGGUUCACUUCGAUCUCCCCCUACGCCUAGAGCGAUGGUUCCCUCGACAGCAGGUGCGGCGGAAACGAGACGAAAUCAGAGACCUGGUACUUAACCUUUACAGAUGGCAGAAGCUGGACAGUGACUUAUAGACACAAGGAGCAGUUUGGCUGCUUGCUUCAUCACAUUCCCUGUAGCUAUUACAAAUCACUGCUCACACUGGGUAACGGACAUUUCAGCGUGAACCGGAGAUAUUCCUUUUAGGUUCGAUUUAGGCGUUGGACACAUUAACGUGAACAACACUUUGACUAUCUGUGGCUCCUGUGACUGAAUAUGAAGGCAGCAGUAAAUUCAAAAUAAACACGUAGCUGUCCAUACAACCUGGAAUACAAAGCCGGUAAUAUCCAGAAAUGCAAAUGUGUGUACACCUAGUGACCUUUUAUUGAUUGUUUUUAUUCUGCAAGAUAUUCUAUAAAAGGCAUUAUUUGUAAUGGAUGUUCUAUAUUUUCUUGUUUGUCAUCAGAAUUUUCUAAUUUGUCAUCUUAAACGCAGCCAUAAUACACGUUUCAGUUAAAAUGUUUUCCCCACUGAAGUCUCAGGGACUUGAAUCUGACCCAUCACUCGCAUCAUUUUCCCUUUGUUGAACUCUGCCGCUCACUCUGUGCCUCACUUAGUCUCAGACAAGAGAACUGAGCAUUCACUCAUCUUGUCUUGUGUGUGUCUGAGUGUUUCCCACUCUGUGUUACAAUUUGUGUUACAAUCCAUCAAAGGCCCUGCAACCACAGUGAGUUUCAUGGUAUCAGCUGAACUUACAGAAAUACUCCAAACCAAGGAAUUGAUAUAUUAACACAACUAACACAAUUUGACCAGUGUGCAGCAAGUGAUUCAUUAAUUAAUACAUCAAUGAAUCUGAUUACUACUGUGUUUUCUUAAGUGAUGUUGUCCAAAUUCCAGUAAUCACACUUUACUAAAGCCCAAGGUAAUGUCAUCAUGUUAGCUGUUGAGCCCUAAAUCCAAAGGUAUUGUUGUUAUUGUCACUCAAACUAAAGGGAAGAAGAAACAUUUAGCUGAAAUUAGAUUUUUUGUGAUUUUUAGUUAUUAACUAAUGGAUUAAUCAAAAAAUAUAGAAAAAUCGAAAUGUUGUUGAUCCUGUUGUGGAUUUGGCUCCUUUUUUUGACCAAACUUAACGAGUGUAAGUAAAUGGCUGCUAUAAAGUAAACUACUAGCUACAGUAUUUACUGUAGAUGUUCUGUACAUAUGUGUUAUGUUCAUGCAAACUACCGUUUUUCAUCCAUAAAGCGUAUAAGUGAACGAGUUCUUUUGAUAAAUUUCAGUUGAGGGGUGCGCACACACUGGCACAUAACAAUAUUCUGUUAAUGGUAAACACUGCUUGAUUAAGAUCUGCGAUGACCCGAAAGUUUCAGUUCAACUCCUCUGUUCUCGACAGAGAUAAGUUCCGUUCAUCUUUCAGGUUUCUUAUACAAAGUCCUUGAUAUGUCUUUUUUUAGAUCUUAAUCAUGAAUGUUCAGGAGCGGUUUCCAAAAUAUGUUUGGUUUCGAUUCUGUAUUAAAAGUUAUAGA
Messenger RNA from Pleuronectes platessa (European plaice), 4765 nucleotides. RefSeq names its product SUMO specific peptidase 7 (gene senp7). Gene Ontology annotation, molecular function: SUMO-specific endopeptidase activity. Gene Ontology annotation, biological process: protein desumoylation. Gene Ontology annotation, cellular component: cytoplasm; nucleus. NCBI's taxonomy places the organism in Eukaryota, Metazoa, Chordata, Actinopteri, Pleuronectiformes, Pleuronectidae. The transcript is spliced from 23 exons. Bases 194 to 3337 code for a protein of 1047 amino acids. The record is from RefSeq and is a predicted model, not a curated record.